ACUAGUGAUUAGUGAAGGUUAGCAUGGGUUUUCCGUUCGCUUCUCUGGCGUUUUUCUCCGUCUGUCGAGCAGCCAAUCAGGCUGGGGAAAUGGACAGGCUUGGCAUUCCUGGCCCCCCGCAUCCAUGUUAGAGUUUAAAAAAAGCGCAGGCCGGACGGGAUGGAUGGAUGCCCUACUGACCCUGUCGCUCCUCUUUUGCUGCAUCCUCUUCCUCUUUCUCUUCCUGCUCCUCAUUCCCGGUCGGUUUGGGGAUCUCAUCUUCUCUCGGGGCAAUGCUCCUGCUCAUUUUAUCCGUGAGGUCAUGACGCACCGGACGUCGAGGCUGGUAUGUGCGGCGCAGUGGAAGCACGGCGAGGCUUGGCCCCGUCACGCCUUAGUUGUCCCGGUUAAUUGCGAGGAUUUUCUUGCGAUGCAUCCAUCACAAAGUUUGCCUAGUUUGGAUGCCCUCUUGACGGGGUCCACUUCCAUGCCUCCAAUCGCUCCCGACCGAUGGAGCUGUGACUCGCAAGAAUUAUUAUUAUUAUUAUUAUUAUUAUAAUAAUACUACAUAAUAAUUACAAUAAUAAUAUUUAUUAUUAUGAUCAUACCAACGGAAUCCACGAGAUUGCUCGCAAAGGAAUUG
Aspergillus sclerotioniger CBS 115572 is the source of this 622-nucleotide messenger RNA. RefSeq lists its product as uncharacterized. The record is from RefSeq and is a predicted model, not a curated record. Lineage: Eukaryota; Fungi; Ascomycota; Eurotiomycetes; Eurotiales; Aspergillaceae. The transcript has a single exon. The coding region runs from base 125 to 538 and encodes 137 amino acids.